AUGGUCGGGUACGCCCCCUUGGAUGCGAGCAUAUUUGGGUUUAUGGGUCUUUUCCAGCGCAAGAAGAACAUCGCAGCCUCUUUCACGCAAAUCAUCAACACAGCUCUGUCACACCAUGCCGGCAUUGCUGCGCAGAUUCUGCAGGCAUACGACAUUAAUGACACCACAAACGACGAUGAGGCUUUCAUCCGAGUUCUGCAAUUCGCCUCUGAUAUUGGAUUUCGGGCGACGGCAGAGUCAUUUGCCAACAGCUUUCACGGCGACUCCUAUUUGUUGGAGUUUGCCGAGCCCAAUCCGUGGGAAGGGCCAUUUAGGGGCUACAGCACCCAUGUCCUCGACGUGGCAUUCCUCUUCCAAAACUAUAACGAACAUCUCGGAGAGGAGCAGCGAAAGUCCGCCGAAUCAUUUGUCACGGACGUAGUUGACUUUGUUCAUGGUCAAGCUCCAUGGAAGCGGUUUCAAGAUGCCGGCGGGCGGGUGGUGUACCAAGAUGGGACGAGAGCUUACAAGGAGACCGGGGCCAGCACGGCACGAUAUGAUUUGCUCCUCGAAUUGGGUGGAAAGAUUGGGCUGGACACCCUCCUAAAGGGUUGGGAGGCAUUCCUGUUCCAUCAAUAG
Colletotrichum fioriniae is the source of this 618-nucleotide messenger RNA. The record is from RefSeq and is a predicted model, not a curated record. Lineage: Eukaryota; Fungi; Ascomycota; Sordariomycetes; Glomerellales; Glomerellaceae.